CAGUAGAAGGCAUAAGGACAAACGAGUGACACGAAUGACAAUACGAAUGACUUACGAGCGACUUACGAGCGUUGCCGACAAGCUAAACGAAUGACGUACUAAUUACAUACUACACUCGUUGAAGAUCGCCAGCUGAGUUAACCUUAUGAAUAAAUUCUGAGGAUAUGGCACAGUUUGUCAACAGCAAUCGCGUCAUUAACUACUUCGAGCAGUUUUAAGUUUACGGAAAUUUCAUCGAGUCUUAGAUUUUAUUUUCGUAAUUUUUUUGCUUUUGCUUUAGGCAAUAUCGACAUCUUUGUCAAACCCAUAGUGAGAAUGGACACAUUAAGUGGGCAAAAUUACACUUGCGAAACAUAUAUUUAUAUAUGUGUGAUACAGUGAUAAACAAUACCUAAAUACAGUGAUAAAGGACACUUAAAGUGCGUGAAAUUAUAUUUCAAAAACAUAUAUUUAUAUAUGUAUAAGAGUACCUAAACACAGUGAUAACAGACACUUAAAGUGGGCAAAAUUAUAUUUGCAAAACAUAUAUUUAUAUAUGUGUGAUAUAUUCAUAAAGAACUUUUGAUGUAAACAAGCUUUGAAAAAAAAACAACAGUUCCACGAAAUCCAGCCUGAGAUUUCUGAGAUCUUAACGCACAGCGAGCAAAACGAACGAUUGCGAAAUUCGUAAAAUUCGAGCGUUUACAGAGCAAGCAGCGAGCUUUUGCAGUUUUAUUUCUCGGGAACCAACGCGUUACUCUCAUGAGACACCUGUCAACCCAGCAAUCAAAACCCCGUCCAACUUAUGUAGCUGAUGGCAACAAAUAAUUCGGAAAUGCCGCUUAUAAAUGCGGCAGAUGCCGGUGGUGGCGUUGGUGGUGGUAGCGGUGGUGUUGGUAAUGGUGUCGAUAGCGGUAAUCCCGUCGCAGUCGUCUCCAGCGGCCCACAGUCGAAUGGCAGCUGUGGCGGUGGAAUCGGUGAAUCGAAUGGCGCCAACAAUACCAUAAGCGCUGCUGCCGACUCCAGCGAUAACCAGCCGGGCACACCGCAACCUAACGGCAAUGGCCCAAUGAUGAGCAACAACAACAACAGCAGUAACGAGCAGCAGCACCAACUGCAUUUGGCACAAAAUGCUUACGACAUGUACGGCACCGUUGCCACGACAACGAACGGUUCGCUCUCGCUGCCGCCCAUGUUUGGCGGUGGCGGCGGUGGAGGCGGCAUUUACGCUACGGCCGGCGGCCAAGCUGACAUGCAGCAACAGCAGGCGCAGGCUUAUCCGAGCUAUAUGAACUCUUUCGAGCAGUUCUAUCAGCAACAACAGCAGCAACAAGUUGCUAACGGCAUGGAGUUUGGACUCAUGUAUGCCGCUGGCGGUAACACCAGCACCGGCAACUACAAGAUGGCCAGCGCACAUCACAGCAACAGCAGUCAAGUGCGCUAUCAACCCUAUCUGAAUGCAACUAAGACGUCGAAAUCAAUCACAACAGACGGACGGACAGUGCCACCGGAGCAGCACAACGUUACAAAUGGUAAUGGUGUCGGUGGCAACGUCAUCGGCUCCCUACAGUUGUCGCAGAGCAGUGCUGCCGUUUCGACUACGACCAAUUCGCUGAGUCCACGCAUGGUCAGCUCCACGAGCCCGACCUCAACUUCGACUCAUCAUCAACAAAGCGCCGCCGGCUCAACAACUGGUUCGCCUAACAGCGCUGGCGGUAAGUUGGUUUGUAAAAAAUGCGGCUUUCAGGGCACGAACGACAACGAACUGCAAGAGCACAUCACUAACGUGCAUGGCGCCUCGCCAUAUGGCAGCAGCGGUUACGCUAGUUCACCGUAUAUUAAGGAGGAACUCUCAUCGGGAUCGCAGCAACAGUCAGGUAGUGCGCAACAAGCACAGGGUGGCAACCCUGGUGAAAUACUUGAUUUGGAUUCACAAAAAAUGGUUUAUCCGCCCGCACAGGGCAGCAUACAGUCGCUAUUGCAACAACCGCCACAAAUGCAUGAUCCGCUUGGCACCAAUGAUCCGCUACACUCCAUGCAUACCAUGCAACAGCGCGCUCUACCCGGGUGGGAGCAGCCCCCAGAUCCACCAAACGUUGGAAUGCAGGAAGGGUUGCCUCCAUACAUGCAACAACAGCCCCAGCCUACGCAGUUGCAGACGAUCGACCAAAAUGGCAAACCACCACAUGCCAACCAAUCGCCUUACUACUCACCCAAGCAGUCGUCCUAUCAGGUACCAGGUGGUAUGCAAAAUGGCGUAAAUGGUGGCGCCAUGGGCGUCAAGGAGGCUUAUGGCAUGUUGAAAUCGGAAUAUCCGGACUCGCAGAAUUACGUCGACAAAUCAUUUGGUUCGACUGUAGUCGGUGACAUGUGCCACCAACAACAACAACAGCAGCAGCAUCAACAAACGCAACCGCAACCGCAGCCGCAAUUAAUGCCUGUAUCCUCAAGUCCAGCUGAAUUUCCAACGACUACAACGGGUCCACAAGAACCGCAACAGCCAUAUCGUGGCUUCGAGCCACCCACAUCAUCCUCCGUGAACACGGGCGCACUUCCAACCAAAGCCGCCACUUGGAAGUCCAACGAGGCGCGCCGCCCAAAGACGUACAAUUGCACAGCUUGCAAUAAGUGGUUCACUAGCUCGGGUCACCUGAAGCGCCACUACAACACAACACUGCAUAAGAAUGCCGUAAAGUCCAGCGGUCAGCCAGACCCGGCAACACUGCCAAUAUCUGUGCAUCAUCAUCCCGCACGUGAUCCAACCACCACUACAAAGCCGCACAGUCGGCGAAGUAACGCCGCAGCCGCAGCAGCCGCUGCUGCACAAAAGCAGGCAGCAGCAGCCGUUCAGCCGGCCGAGUUACCCAGAAGUCCAUCGGAUUUCGGACAGCCCACGGCCAUGGGUAUGUCACAUUACACCGCUACACCCUCGCCCACACAUCAAGCCCCAAUGAACGGUUUAGCGUAUGGCGCAAAUCCAAGCGGAUAUCAGCCAGCACAACAACAACAACAACAAGCGCAAUAUAUGAAUCCCAUACACGCUGCAUCGAAUGGAAAUUCGCCCAACGAAAUGAGUGCAUCUAGCCACUCACCAACAAGCAACAACCAAACCGUCUUAAACGGUCACCCAAACGGGUUAGCAGGUCCCUCCGCCCAAAUAGCGUUAACACCAAUGCCGUCCUCCCACACGAGGGGCCUGCUGAGCAAAACAACAACCACUACCAAAAAGAGCGAACCGGAAAUGGAGGACAAUUACCCGCACAACAGCAGCAACAGCUUCAACAACACUCUAAUCUUGUGCACACCACCGUCGGAACCGGAAAUGGAAACGGGACUGCAGCCAUGGGAAUUGGUCCCGCUGGAGACAGAGGUGCGCAUGCAAAUGGACAUGGAGAUAUCACAACAACAGCAGCAGCAACAGCUGGAAGAGGAGGCAGCGGCAACGGCAGCAGUGGCAGCAGAGCAGGCACAGGCGAUCGAGGUUCUGAUGAAACGCCACCGUCAGGCGCAAGCUGCACUGGAACGGGAGGAGCACCUAGCACUUUUCCCACAUCAUCAACUGGUGGAGGAGGAUCAGCAGCGUUCACUCAGCAGCUGCAUGCCCAUGGUCAGUCCGCAACUGCUCUCGCCCCCUAUUACCUCCCCCCGCCAACAAUACCAGGCACCACAGCAGCAGCAGCAGCAGCAGCCGGCGGACAAUCAUUUCUCGCUCAUGCAGCCGCCAGUGGCAAUCCAUACGCAGCAGCAAGCCAAUACAAUGGAUCACCAAUACAACAUCAAUCCUUUGGAUACCAGCACGCUGCCGCCGCUCAUCACCAAUAUGCAGCUGCUGCAGCCGCUGCUGCACACCACCACCAACAACAGCAGCACCACAGCUACUACAGUCAAUACGGACAGAAUCCGUAUGCUACGCAACCACCUCCUCAUGGAGCCCCACCUCCUCAUGGACUUCCCCUCCCAAUACCAACACAGGCUACACAUGCAGCAAAUAGCGCAGGCGCAACAGGACCAGCCGGUCUUACCCUCCAUGCACAGUAUGCUACACAACAAUACCAACAUACAGUCGCCGGUGCACCACCCACCCAAUACCAUCACGCCGCCGCAGCUGCUGCAGCCCAACACCACCACCAUCACACUGCCGCAGCAGCAGCAGCAGCCGCAGCCGCCGCUGCACACCACCAGCACCAUACAAUACUACCAACAGCUGCUGGAGGGGUCACAGCUAGUCCCGCUGGAGCCCACAAUGACCUAUCGCACUAUUAUUGGUAGUGACAAUAGUGAGGAGUCGCUCAACAAUACAGUGUAUACGAUCAACGGCGAUGACUGUAUCGACAAUGACGAGAUAAUCUUAACCAAUAUCGGUGAUAGCUACAGCACUGCCGCUGCCACUGCUGAUGGUACCCUACAAACGCAGCAACUGGUCACUGUGGAUGGUCAGAUAUUGGAAUUUAUGACAACACCGGGCAUGGCCCAACCGUUAUAUGCUGUAUCGCCACGUGCCAUGAGCUGCAUGCCGCGCUCACCGCAAGCCGGCGAUCUACCACCGGCCUACACACUUCUGAAUCAUGGCCAGAGUAUGUCACACGACCACCUACCGCUUAAUGGUGCAACGCAACAAACGUAUAAGGAUGAACCAUACACUACGAUCCAAGAGUAUUUCGUCCCAGCCUCGACUAUAACAAGUGCACAAGUCACUGCCGACACCGAAAAUACCAAUGUGGUCGUAACCAAAAAGAGAGGGCGCAAAACCAAAAGCAAAGCUGACACCGUUGCGGUGGACGACCCGAGCGAAAAGCCCAAACAAGAAAUCAUGACGAUAAGCGAAGCGUCGACAGAAGUGCCAACGACAACGACGACUGCAAAACGCAAACGAAAGCCAGCUCAAUCCAAAGCCCCAGCGAAGCCGAGACGAAAACAAACUCCAAAAGUUAUCACCACCUCGCCAGAAAUUGAAGUUCUCCCGAACGGACGUCUGAAGUGUCUCGAGUGCGAAAGAGAUUUCACCAAGAAAUGCUACUUAACACAACACUUAAAUAGCAUCCACGGCGGUGAGUAUAAAUUUCGUUGUGAGAAGUGCGGUAAACGCUUUCUAACCGAGGCUCCAUAUAAAAAACAUAUCGGGCGACACAGUAUGCAGAAUAAGCGUUGGCCUUGUAUGUUUUGUCCAUGUGUUUUCCAUUUCAAAACCGACUGGGAACGUCACAUAAUGACAAAACAUACAGGCAGAUGGACACACAGAUGUCCGAUAUGUAGGAAAGGUUUCUCUCGUAAUGAUCAUAUGAGAAAACAUAUUCUAACACAUUUGAGAAACAAGAGGAAAAGGUCGAAGAAGCAGGCUAAAAAUGCCAAAGUGAAGGUAGAGGUGGUAGAGGAAACACUUGUGGAAGUGGGAGAGGAACCACUUGUAGAAAUGGUAGAGGAACCACUUGUGGAAGUGGUAGAGGAACCACUCGUAGAAGUACCCGCUACACAAGAACUAGUAUCAGAAUAUGUUACACAGGAACUCUUACCACUAGAUCUAGUAACACAAACACUGGCACCACUAGAAAUAGCCACACAAACGCAGGUUUCACAGGAAUCAUUUAAACAAGAGACAGAAACAGAACUAGUUCCACAAGAAACAGAAACCGAACCGGUUCCGCAAGAUGUUGUGUAGCAGCAUCAAUUAUUUAGUUUUGAUUUAAUUUAAUUUAUUUUAAUUUAAAUUAAUUUCAUUUGAAUAAUUUAGUUUUUAGUUAGCGCAUAUAAAUCGUGAAACCACUUCUAUAGCACAAAAAUAUCUUAAGACAAACUUUACAAAGACAGUUUUCAAUCAAAGACAGUGACUUCAGUCAAUCAAAAGAAGGAGUAACAGAAAUUGAAAAACUCAACGCUUAAUUUAUAUAAUUGAUUAAAUUAAUUUAUGUUGGCAACGCGAUAAACUUGCUGUUAAAUGUCCUGAGAUUUGUACCUUGAAAGAUAGUCUUUUGCGAAGUCAAUUUGAGCUUAUUUUGAUACAAAAGACGAGUAAGUAGAACUCAUUUACGUAAAGCUGAAUUUAAAAAUUGUCUCAAAAUUGCUUGCGUUUGUGUGUUGAAAAACAGUUUCUUGCGUUGUAAAUUUUAGUUUAUUUUCAUCCAGAAAAACUUGAAAAACUCGGCGUUCAAUUUAAAUAAUGAAUUUAAAAUAAAUUGGCAACGCGAAAAAAUAACUAAUUAAGACACUAAUUUGCGCAGUUAAAUUGAGCUCAUUUGGUGGCAAAAAAGUUAAUAAAAUUUAGCGAUUAAUUUAAAUGUGUAAUUUUAAACAAAUUGGCAAGGCGAACAAUUAAUUCUAUCAAUAGAUUUGUACCUUGAAAUACAGUCAUUUGCGCAAUUAAAGAGAGCUCGUUUUCAGGCAAAAAACCUUCAAAAACACGCUGCUUAAUUUAAAUGUUAAAUUAAAAAAAAAAAAAUUGGCAAC
This is a messenger RNA of Ceratitis capitata (Mediterranean fruit fly), 6420 nucleotides long. RefSeq names its product AT-rich interactive domain-containing protein 1B (gene zld). Gene Ontology annotation, biological process: regulation of transcription by RNA polymerase II. NCBI's taxonomy places the organism in Eukaryota, Metazoa, Arthropoda, Insecta, Diptera, Tephritidae. The coding region runs from base 794 to 5635 and encodes 1613 amino acids. Gene Ontology annotation, cellular component: nucleus. The transcript has 4 exons. Gene Ontology annotation, molecular function: DNA-binding transcription factor activity, RNA polymerase II-specific; RNA polymerase II transcription regulatory region sequence-specific DNA binding. The record is from RefSeq and is a predicted model, not a curated record.